GCCUGGUUCUCUCUGUUCUGGUUCAGCAGGAUUAGCUACAGGACGGAGGACCGUGACAGAAAGGAUUUGGUAUAAAUCAGGUGGCGCUCCUCUCCCUCGUUCCAACCUCCAGGAGGGUCCAGGACUCCCUCACCGACACACACACACACACACACACACUGUCUCACGCGCACAGACCCACGCACGCGCGGCCGUCAGAGAAGCGCUCGAGCUGCUGAGUUCACACACGGAGCGUGUGAGAGGGAGCGCGCGCACCUCAGCCUCCGCUUCACCGUCACCGGGACCGGAGCCGCUCGCAGUGUGUCGUAGGAGUUGUUGUUGUUGUUGUUGUUUGUUUGUUUGUUGGUGUCAUGAGCUUCUGACAGCGGCUCCGGGCGCCGCCGGCUCCUCCUGAGCGGAACAUGAAGCGUCUCUGUCGGAAGCUGGCGGUGACCGUGGCGCUGCUGGUGUGGCUGGGAGCGCUCGUUUACCUGCUGGUGCUCAGCCGGAGGAGGCUGCCGGAGCUGGGGGCCGGGGCGGGAGGAGGCGGAGGAGACACGGUCAACAACCAGAUCUCGGAUGCGGAGUGGGAGGACAUGUUGGAGGGGUUCGACGAGCGGAGUUACCUGAGCGCUCGGCGCUGGAAGCCCGGCGACGACCCGUACACCCUGUACGCCUUCAACCAGAGGGAGAGCGAGCGCAUCCCCAGCAACAGAGCCCUGAGAGACACGAGACACUACAGAUGCACCACCCUUCACUACGACUCUGAUCUUCCUCCAACCUCCAUCAUCAUCACCUUCCACAACGAGGCCAGAUCCACCCUGCUGCGCACCAUCAGGAGUGUUUUAAACCGAACUCCGGUUCAUCUCAUCCAUGAAAUCAUCCUGGUGGACGACUUCAGCAACGACGAAAGUGACUGUCAGCUUCUCAUCAAACUGCCCAAAGUCAAAUGUCUCCGCAACAACAAGAGAGAAGGUCUGAUCAGGUCCAGAGUGCGAGGGGCCGACGCUGCGAGGGCCGGGGUCCUGACCUUCCUGGACAGUCACUGUGAGGUCAACAAGGACUGGCUGCCUCCGCUCCUGCAGAGGAUCAAACAGGACCCAACCCGAGUGGUCAGCCCGGUCAUCGACAUCAUCAACAUGGACACUUUUGCCUACGUGGCGGCCUCGGCUGAUCUCCGUGGAGGUUUUGAUUGGAGUCUCCAUUUCAAGUGGGAGCAGCUGUCGCCGGAGCAACGGGCUCGUCGGCUCGACCCGACUCAGCCAAUCAAGACUCCCAUCAUUGCAGGCGGGCUCUUUGUGAUUGACAGGUCCUGGUUCAAUCACCUCGGCAAGUACGACACCGCCAUGGACAUCUGGGGCGGAGAGAACUUCGAGAUCUCGUUCCGGGUGUGGCAGUGUGGCGGCAGUCUGGAGAUCCUGCCCUGCAGCAGAGUGGGUCACGUCUUCAGGAAGAAACAUCCGUACGUGUUCCCCGAGGGAAACGCCAACACCUACAUCAAGAACACACGUCGCACAGCUGAGGUGUGGAUGGACGACUUCCGACUCUUUUACUACUCUGCUCGGCCUGCAGCUCGAGGGAAAUCCUACGGAGAUGUCCACGGACGAGUGGAACUUCGCAAGAAGCUCAAGUGCAAAUCCUUUAAGUGGUACCUGGACAACGUUUACCCAGAGCUCAAGGUUCCAGAUGACUCGGACUCUCAGUCCGGGCCAAUCAGACAGAGGCAGAACUGUCUGGAGUCUCGCAGGCUGGAGGGGCAGGAGCUGCCCGUCCUCACGCUGGCGCCCUGCAUCGGAACAGAGGGGGUCCCCGCCGUCAACCAGGAGUGGGUGUACACUCACGGGCAGCAGAUCCGUCAGCAGCAGCACUGUCUGUCUCUGUCCACCACCUUCCCCGCCUCCCAGGUCCUGCUGCUGCCCUGCAACAUGGCCGACGGCAAGCAGCGGUGGCAGAAGUCCGGGACUCACUUGGAGCACCUGGUCUCUCGGUUCUGUCUGGACUCGGAGAUGGCUCUGGACGGGAUGGACUCCUCGCGGAUGCUGGUCAUCAGCCCCUGUGAACUGACGGCGUACACACAGAGAUGGGAGGUGCCCUUCUCCUGACCCCCACUCCCCUUCCUCACCUUUUGACCUUUCGCCUGCAAAAAUCUGCCCUGACGCCGAUUCUCCAGCUCACGACCUGCUGCUCAGACGGUGAAGGUGCAUGGCUGCGUCCUGUCGAGUUGCUGCGGUGACGAGAGUCGAACAGAAGGUCGACGAACGCUUUGUCUCUUUAGCGUUAAACAUGAGAAGAAAUCGAGUAGAGAACUUCGGCAGGUCUGAAAUCCUGAUUCACACAGGAUGGAUGCUGGAUCGAAACUUUGCCGAAGGAGAAGACGCAUCAGGAAAGUUUGUUUGGGCUGGAGAUUAUAUCCAUAAAGUUGAAGAGUCGAAUCAAGUGCACCUUAAAACCUUGAACUGUCAAAGAUUUGAGUCGGACAGAAGCUUUGCUCGAGGAAACAAAGUUAAUCAGAGAAUGUGUCCUGGAAUCUUUUGCAAUGAAAGUGUUUGUUGUUGAAGCGGUUUGAGAAUUUGGGAAUUAAAACCAAGCACAACUGAAACUUUUAGUUUACUUGGUCAAAUAUCUUUACGACAGUAACCGGACCUUCUGGUUUUGUCUUUACACUGAAGCACAAACGAUUAGUUUCACCUCCUCCUGCUCUGAAACUAUGAAUUAUAAGAUUAACAACUUAAAGCCACACGUCCAACUUGACGCUCACCACAAAGUCCCAGUUUACACGAGUUUAUCAACUGGAUCAAACCUCUGACUUGAUAAACAUCUUGAAAAAAAAUCUCUAAAUCAAAGCUUUCCUAAAUGUAUUCACCUGUUGCAGGAUUAACUUAAAGCGUAACAAUGAUUCUCUAGCCUGUACUUGAGGGUGAGGCUCCCCCUACAGCUGGAAUGCAUAAUUCACAAAUAUCGGACAAGCUGACGGAGGAGAAACUGGAAACCGUGGAAACCAAAGAACCAGGUCGACUGACGAGGUUUUUGGAGUCUGGCAGUAAACGUUUGCACGUUCACUGUGUUCAACUCAGAGUAGAAAAGAAGCAUACGAGCUAACGAGCUAUUACAGCGAGCGAGUAGCCGACGCAGUUACUGAUAUCCGAGCAUGAUGUGUUUCAAAUUACAUGGAAUUGUUUGGCUGACUUGUUAAAGCUCUACUGAAAUGGGUUUAUCUGCUUCUGAUAAACUUCGAGAACUGCACACACACAACGUCAAGCAGAGCAGCACAAGACAAAGCAAACAAGCUAAAGGUCUGAUGUCCAAUAACAACAGCACCAGGGACAAAUCUGUCCUUCAUCCUAUAGCCUCUCUCAGCUUUGGUCUAAUUUGGCCAAACAGCGAGGUGAGAGAGUGUCGAUGGGUUAGUGACGAUAAACAUGAAGCACCAGGGGAAAAACAGGGAGGCCAACUCGUCUACUGGCAAUGGAAAAGGAAACAAUCACCUUUUUAACGGGUUUACCAACAUUUAAAAUAACCUGCAUUUACCUGAUCAUUUUGGUGUAAAAGAGGAAUAAGUUUGUGUCGCAUCAACGUCAUUUCAACGCCGUAAUUUGAAGGUUUUAAAAACGACAGUGUUGCUUUAAAGAAACGCUGCUUUGUAUCGAAAACGAGUAAAAGAUGAAAUUCUGUUAAGUCUUGAUUUGUCUGGAUGGAGUCAUCGCUCAUCACUGUCUGGUACAGUUUCUAUAUUAAGCUGUUAAAAUGAUCUGGUUCCGUUUCUGCUCUGAAGUGGACGUUUUGUCGGCCGCGGGCUGUUUAGAUGACGAUAACUUCCCUGCAUAAGCUUUGGCUCCAGCGGCUUCCUCGGCCAUGUCCGCAAAUGUGAUGGCAGGAGAAGAGAGGAGCACGAAGGAGAAGGAAAGACAUGAGGGAGGACGAGACCCAGGAGGACACAUUAGUUUCCAACAGAGGAGUUCAGUCUGCAGGCGACACGAUGAACAGCAUGAAUGCAGCACAUCUCCUGCAGGGUUUCCUGUCGCAGAUGCUCCAGAUGUGAAGUGCUGCUGUGCAUGUGAGGGUUUUGUUUCACACGCACACCUUAAUUAACUCAAUCUAACUGGGAGAAAAGCUUUACUCACUAUGGUCUUUCAGUCACUGUGAUGAAGAUUCAACUUUGGAGGAUUCACAAAAGUGUUUUUUGCUGUUUGAGGUUUAGUUUUUAAGAGGUUUACAAUCUGAAAGCAACCAAACCUGACAUUGUUUGAAUUUUUAACAUGUAUCUCUUUUGUUUUCAUAAUUAAAAUUUCCAAUUUUCAACCCAACUGAAGUUAACUUCUGACCUGAAAAUGUUAAAGGAAUCUCUAAACCACCCCGACAGUCACUUUAAACGACACGCCCUUUUUUGAUUCCUGAUUGUGGAACCAGAUUCUCUGUGUAUUUGACAUCUUUGAUAUCACGUUUGACUCUCAAUAAAGGUUUUGUAAUGGU
This is a messenger RNA of Hippoglossus stenolepis (Pacific halibut), 4449 nucleotides long. It is a transcript of the gene galnt14, whose product is annotated as UDP-N-acetyl-alpha-D-galactosamine:polypeptide N-acetylgalactosaminyltransferase 14 (GalNAc-T14). The transcript has 16 exons. The record is from RefSeq and is a predicted model, not a curated record. NCBI's taxonomy places the organism in Eukaryota, Metazoa, Chordata, Actinopteri, Pleuronectiformes, Pleuronectidae. Gene Ontology annotation, cellular component: Golgi apparatus. Bases 402 to 2081 code for a protein of 559 amino acids.